AAGAAAGAAUAGACAUCUCCUAGAAGUGACCAGAUCUCUCAUGUUAGCUACAAAUGUACCCAACCAAUUUUGGGGAGAAGCUGUCCUCUCUGCAACCUACCUUAUAAACAGAAUGCCCUCCCGAAUCCUCAACUUUAACACCCCUUAUUCUACUCUCCAAACCUCAUACCCUACGAGUCGUAUCCUUACAUCUAUUCCUUUGGAAAAUAUUCGGAUGUUCAGCCUUCAUCCACAACCUCAAUCCUCGUCGCAACAAACUUGACCCGAAAUCCAUCAAAUGCAUCUUUCUCGGCUACUCCCCCACCAAAAGGGGUACAAAUGCUAUUCACCCCAAAACAGGAAAUUCUACCACACCAUGGAUGUCACCUUUUUUGAGAAUCAACCUUAUUACCCAAAAGUUGGCAUUCAAGGGGAGCAGACUUAUCCAAUUGAAGUGGUAGAAUCCCAACUUUUGGGAUUUGAGCUAGCUGAAUCUGUCCCAAAUACAGAGCCAACCAAUAUUGCACCUACACAAGAGGAAAUUACAAUAGAAAAUGCAGAAAACGCAACAGAAUUUGCCCAAAAUGUAGAACCAGCCGAGAUUGCACCUGUAGUAGAAACUGAACAGGAAAAUGCAGUAGAAAUUGCACCAGCUGAAGCUAGAGAGAGAAUUGCAUCUCAACAGAAUCAAAGCCCAGCCACACAAGGAGACAACUGGACGACAUACUUCAGGAAGAGAAGGAAGAUAGUAGAGUCCAGCACAGAUCCAAGGCAAAGCCAUGAAUCCAACCAAACUCCAGAAAAUGAGUUUUCCCAAGGGGUGUAGGUCUUUUGUGGCAGCUCUUGACAGCAAAAAUAUCCCAAGGAAUGUUCAAGAAGCACUCCAACAACCUGAAUGGGCAGCAGCUGUAAUAGAAGAAGUCCAAGCCUUGGUUAAAAAUGGCACGUGGGAAAUCACCACUCUACCGGAAGGAAAGAAAUCGAUUGGAUGCAAGUGGAUAUUCUCCAUCAAAUACAAUGCCGAUGGUAGUAUAAACCGGUACAAAGCUCGACU
Molecule: messenger RNA, 1033 nt
Organism: Cajanus cajan (pigeon pea)
Lineage: Eukaryota; Viridiplantae; Streptophyta; Magnoliopsida; Fabales; Fabaceae
Source: RefSeq, a predicted model, not a curated record